Messenger RNA from Drosophila serrata, 231 nucleotides. RefSeq lists its product as uncharacterized. The record is from RefSeq and is a predicted model, not a curated record. Lineage: Eukaryota; Metazoa; Arthropoda; Insecta; Diptera; Drosophilidae.
AUGAAGCUAGCAACAUAUCUAUUCGCCGUUGUCCUGUUUGCUGGAUUCUUCCUGCUCCAGCCAAGCUCUGCCCAGACCAACACGACAACCACAGAGGCCAGUGCGACCACGACAACGACGACAACAACUGCCACGCCCAGUACUGUGCACAGGAAGCAUUUUACGGCUCACAAUAUUCACUACAAAAUCGUCCGAAGGAUCCAUGUAAACAAAAAGAAGUCUACUGGAUAA